Messenger RNA from Dictyostelium purpureum, 2214 nucleotides. RefSeq lists its product as uncharacterized. The record is from RefSeq and is a predicted model, not a curated record. The coding region runs from base 1 to 2214 and encodes 737 amino acids. The transcript has a single exon. Lineage: Eukaryota; Evosea; Eumycetozoa; Dictyosteliales; Dictyosteliaceae.
AUGAAUAAUAAUAAUGACAGAAUAGACAGUAAUAAUAAUAAUAUUUAUAAUCACACACAUAAUUUAGAAUCAAUUACAAUAUCAGAUAUAGAUAAUAAUAAUAAAAAUGAAAUAUUAUUUUAUUCAGUGUGGAGAAACAAGUAUCUAUUAAAUGAAAUACAAAGACACCACAAGUUAUAUAAUGAAAAUAAAAUAAUAAAUAUUAACAAGUCAAUGGAUCAACUUAGAUACCAUCCACACAGAAGAUAUGCAACAGAAAUUAUAAUUAAUGUUGGUGAACCAUUAGAACCACAUGGUCAACUAAUACCCUAUGGUACAACCAAAUUAAAAUUCUUUGUUCAUUUUAAUAAACCAAUUCAAGCAGGCGAUAUUCCAACAACUGUAACUUCUUUACAAUUUUCUAAAACUGAUGAAGAAUUUUUUAAUUAUUUUUAUUCACAUCGUUUCGAUAUUAAAUCAGUUGUCCCACCAAGUGUUACUAAAUUGAAUCUCGGUAUAGAUCAAGAAAUUUCACCAAAUACAUUACCACCAUCACUUACCAGUUUAAAAAUGGAACUAGAUCAAGAUAUACCAAUUGGAACUUUCCCACAAUCAUUAACUACAUUAAAGCAAAAUAAAUUCAAUAGAACAAUUACACCUGGUUCAUUUGGUUCAAUUGUAAAUUUAUACCUAGAAUCCUUUAAUCAACCUUUAAAAGCUGGCGAUUUACCUAUAACAUGUAAACAUCUAUAUCUUGGCUCUUACAAUCAACCGCUCCAACCAAAUACUCUUCCCCCUGAAUUAAAAGAAUUAGAACUAAUAAAAUUUAACCACCCACUAUCAUACUGUGUACUUCCAGAAUCAAUUACUUUUCUACGCAUGGACGACUUUGAUCACCCAUUAUCCAACUCUCUAUCAGCACUACAUUCAUUAAAAACACUCUUUUUGAGUAGGUUUAAUCAAGAGAUAUCAAUCCAAACAUUUCCACACUCAAUCGAAAAAUUUUGUUUUUUUAGUUUUAAUCGAGUUAUAAAACCAAAUGUACUUCCACCAUCAAUAACUGAACUCUUUUUAUAUACAUUUAACCAACCACUUUCAGACGGUGUACUUCCAGAAUCAAUCUCUUUUCUACGUAUGAACCACCUUAAUCACCCAUUAUCCAACUCUCUAUCAACACUACAUUCAUUUAAAACACUCUAUUUACAAAGAUUUAAUCAAGUUAUAGAACCAAAUGAACUUCCAUCAAUAACUAAACUCAAUUUAUAUACAUUUAACCACCCACUUUCAGAAGGUGUACUUCCAGAAUCAAUCACUUUUCUAAGAAUGAAAGACUUUAAUCACCCAUUAUCCAACUAUCUAUCAACACUACAUUCAUUAAAAACACUCAAUUUACAAAGUUUUAAUCAAAUUAUAAAACCAAAUGAACUUCCACCAUCAAUAACUGAACUCAUUUUAUAUGCAUAUAACCACCCACUUUCAGACGGUGUACUUCCAGAAUCAAUCACUUCAAUAUGUAUGAACAAAUUUAAUCACCCAUUACCCAACUCUUUAUCAACACUACAUUCAUUAAAAACACUCAAUUUACAAAGAUUUAAUCAAAAUUUAAAACCAAAUGUACUUCCACCAUCAAUAACUGAACUCAUUUUACAUGAAUAUAACCACCCAUUAGAACCACAAGUAAUACCGCCAAACGUGGAACAUUUAGAGUUAGCAUUAUAUAAUUGUAAUCUUGGUAAACAUUUAUUCCCAAAUACUUUACAAUAUUUAGUUAUGUCAAACUAUUCAAAUGAAUUAUUGGAAAAUGAUUUACCAUCAUCAAUUACAGAACUUAAUAUCGAAUCGAAUUAUACUUCAAAUCCAAUCCGAUUUCAAAUUAAUUCAAUACCACCAUCAGUAAAAAAAUUAAUACUCCCAAUUGACCAUUCCCAACCUCUUCAAGUCGGUACUAUACCCAAUUCAGUAGUAGAUUUAGAGCUACCCAGACACUAUUCCCACCCUCUUCAAGUCGGUGCUAUACCCAAUUCAGUUACACAUUUAACUUUACCUAAGGUAUUUAGUCCUCUCCAAGUAGGUGUAUUACCAGAAUCUCUCACUAAACUGACAUUUAGAAAAGGAUUUGAUCAACCAAUAGACCCAGCUACUAUUCCACAAUCUGUUACUCAAAUAUUAUUACCUAACUAUUAUAAACACCCAAUACCAAAAUCUUUAUUAAAUAUAAUAAAAACAUUCGAAUAA